Helicoverpa armigera (cotton bollworm) is the source of this 1711-nucleotide messenger RNA. Its product is annotated as solute carrier family 22 member 13. The transcript has 4 exons. Gene Ontology annotation, molecular function: transmembrane transporter activity. Gene Ontology annotation, cellular component: membrane. NCBI's taxonomy places the organism in Eukaryota, Metazoa, Arthropoda, Insecta, Lepidoptera, Noctuidae. Gene Ontology annotation, biological process: transmembrane transport. Bases 120 to 1661 code for a protein of 513 amino acids. The record is from RefSeq and is a predicted model, not a curated record.
UCUUACUUUCAUCAAUACUGCAGUUAAAAAGGUGGUGAAAUAUUUAUUGUUAUUGAAAGCUGUGAUUAUAAACCAAAAAAAAAUAUAAUGAGUUAUUCAAUUUCAAUACAAAUUAAUAAAUGUCUUUAAGAAUAAAUCCUCAUAAUAUUAAACAUAAUGUAAUUGGUGAUUCAAUCAAAAUAACAAUGGAAAGAGGAAGAAGUUCUAGCAGUUCUGAAAACUUAUUGGACGAUUUUGAAGAUGAUUAUGUGGUCAAAUCCAUUGGUGCAUUUGGUGUGUGGCAAGCUACAGUAUGUGUCAUAGCAGCUUUAGUAAGAUCAGCUGCAAUAUGGAACAUGCUAUCAAUCAUUUUCCUGACUCCAGCUACACAAUUCGUAUGUGUCAAAUUUGAAGAUAAUGCAACAGUGUUAGCUCAAAACUCAACAUGCUACAAUAACUGUGUGGAAUAUAUGUAUUAUGAAGAGGUAUUAGAAAAGACUUUGGUAUCAGAAUUUGGACUGAUUUGUGAUAAUGCUUGGAAGGCUAGUUUUACGCAAUCGAUGUUAAUGUUUGGAUUUUUAAUAGGAGUGUCUCUAUUUGGUUGGAUUUCAGACAGAUUCGGUCGCCGCAUUGGUUUGAUAAUUUCUUGUACUUUGAACAUCACAUUUAUGUUAGCUGUUCCAUUUGCUCAAAGAUACUGGAUAUUUAAUAUCUUGAGAUUGUUUAUAGGAAUGGCCUCUGGUGGCACAAUGAUUAUCUCUUUAGUAUUUAUCAUAGAAAUUGUUGGGCCACAGCAUAGAGAGGCUGCUGGAAGUUUAGCUAUCCUGCCUGAUGGAUUAGCCCAAGGAUUGUUAUCAGUAUUUGCUUACUACUCGGUGGAUUGGAGAAUGUUCCUUAUGGAGUACGCUAUAGCAUCUGUUAUAAUUUACAUGUUUAUUAUUUGCUUACCUGAGUCACCGAGAUGGUUGAUGUCUAAAGGUAAUGCUGAAAAAGCUCUUGAUGUCUUGACAAGAGCUGCAAAAAGAAACAAAUUGAACACAGCACUCAUUCGCGAAAAUAUAGCCAUGGCGCUAGAUGAAAUGCUAAUAAAUGACAAAGAAAUACGCAAAUCUUCAUACGUGGAUCUGUUUAGAAAUAAAACCAUAGCAUUCAAAACUAUAUCUUCAAUAAUUAUUUGGAUCUCAGCUGGAGUUUGUUAUUUUGGUAUUAACCAAUACAUAACUUUUAUUGGAUCCAAUGUUUUCAUCACUGUUAUAUUGCUGGGUUCCAUUCAGAUCCCAACAUGUCCCUUAGCCAUGAUGAUGAACAAAACAUUUGGACGCAGAGCAUCAACGGUUGCUACUCUUUCUCUCAUCGGCAUCACAAUGACUAUCCUCAUGUUUGUGCCACCAGGACAUACUGGCUGCACGGUCCUAGGCAUCAUAGGGUUCGCAGCGACCUGCACUACAUUCGGAGUUCUUUGUGUCUACGUUUCUGAAUUAUUCCCCACUCCAUUGCGGACUAUGGCUUAUGGUUUAAGUUCUGGUGGAGCAAAAAUAGGAGCAAUGGUUGCACCCUUUAUAGCUACUAUCAAUCCUCACUGGAUACCUUCGUUGAUUUUUGCAGUUUUACCUUUUAUUGCUUCAUUGUUUGGUGUUUUAUUACCUGAGACCAAAGGUAGACAAUUGCAAGAUAUGAUGUGAUUUCUGUAGACCAUAAUUUUCUCAUGAAUAAACUUAUCUUAAAUACUUAA